Chara braunii is the source of this 2061-nucleotide messenger RNA. Lineage: Eukaryota; Viridiplantae; Streptophyta; Charophyceae; Charales; Characeae. The record is from the annotation of a GenBank genome assembly.
ACGCGUCCACAGGUGUUUCAUAGGUUGUGGGAGCAGGUGAUGCGUGAGAUAGGGCUUCAGCGGAUCAAUGCGAUCUGUACAGAAUGCGGAGGUCAACAAGAAAGCGGCUCAGAUCUUAGAGAGGCGGACUGACAAAGAUGUUGCGAAGAUACCGUGGGUGUCAUGUGGAGUGCACUAUUGCAGUUUGUUGCUGAAGAACUUGAGCAGUUUGUCAUGGGUGAAGGACAUGGUGAAGACGGUAAACACGAUUAUCAAAUUCAUAAGGAACCACCACGCUACCCACGGCCUCAUGAUGACUAUCGACAACUCCUUGUCAUUGUUGCGCCCAACAGAGGUCCAGUUUGGGUCUAUAAAUCAGAUGCUGAGUAGGUUGGUGAACAGGGAGGGCGUGCUAAAUGAGAUGGUGGAUAAGGAUUAUGGUGCGAGUUGGAGGGCAUUAAGGUGGUCCUCAGCAAAGUUGCAAAGGAAGGCCGACCUCGUCUAUUACUCAGUGAGGUGUGAGAGUUGGUGGGAUAAGGUGAAGAAAAUUGUGGUCAUCAUGGAGCCGGUGUUCAACCUGCACAAGAGAAUGGACAAGGAAGGAGUAUCUCCCACCAACCUUGUGGAGUACGACGCUCUCAUUGCAAGGAGAUUGAGAAAUGUCGUACUCACGAAGGAGCGCGAAGACGUGAUGGUGAAGGUGAAGGACCGCGUGCAGAUGAUGCGACAACCAGCACAUGCAACUGCCUUUCUUUUGGAUCCACGAAGGAGACAGUCUGGCUGGCUCAACGAUCCAGACAGUCCCCUCGUGCAAAAUGCAAUGCGUUUCUUGCUGAGGCAGAUUGGGGGGACGUGGGAUUCACAAAAACACAUUGACAUGUGGGGGUAUCUCUACGAGUUCUUGAGAGAGUCUGUGGAAGGUGAAGUCAGGAAAGAUAAGCAUAUGCGAUCGCCAUCGCUGGGAAUGUGGAGCACUGCAACAUAUGCGGAGCGGAACUGGGCAUCUAUGGACUUUAUCCAGUCAAAGAGGAGGAACAACCUCUCACCGGCGUCCUUGGAGAAACUUGUGUACAUUCAUUGGAACACGCAGUUGCUUCGUGUUCGAACGAGUCAGGACAAUGGCUACGUGGAUGUAUGGGGGUCCUUCUUUGAGCCAUUGAUGGAGCCGACAGAGGAGGACCAAUCUCUCGAGGAUGGCACAACGGAGAAGACUGUGGAUGAAGGGGAGCCUCAGGACGGAAAGAGGCAAAAGAGGUUGAAGAAGGCUCCGAAAGGACGGAUUCCCCACGACCUGUUGGAUGAAGACUCAAGUGGGAGCAGCGAGGUUGAGGAUCUGAUAUGGAAGGGGAAAUGUUGGAAUGAGUCUACUUCGGAGGAUAGCGGUGGUGAGGAUGAUGUUGGUGAGGACUCCGACUUCGAGUUGGGGGUUGUGCCAGCGGUCCCCGUCACUACUUACGUCGGUCGGACGCUCGGGAGGCGAGAGAAGGAGGCAGAGGUGCAGCCUUCAGAACCUGUGGAGAGAGUUGACACGGACAUCGAGUUCUUGAUACACCAUGUCCCUGAUGGUGACCCUGAUGGUGACCGUGAUGAGGACGAGGACGAAGCAGAUAGGGCAAAGGCUAUGGCGGAUAGAGAUGCUGCCCUUGUUCACAUGCGGAUGCUUGAGGAGGCGGCUCGGAGUGCUGCUAUCCCCACCAGGAGGGAGAGAGAGAGACAACGCAAACAGAUCAGCAGCCUGAGAAGCAGCAUCAGGAAGAAAAAGAUCAGCAGCAAGAAAACGAAAAUAUGCAGCAAGAGGGAGAGGAGCCCCAGGGAGAGCAGCCCUAGCAACACGAAGAGGAAAAAAAUCAGCAGUAGGAGGGAGUUGAGCUGCUGGAACAUGCCGAAGAGAACAUGCAGCAACAGGGAGAGGAGCCGCAGCAACCGCCAACCAUGGUGUAUGCACGAAGAGCCCGGGCACAUGCACCGCAACAGCCUGCACCGCCGGAACAACAGGAAGUCCAAACGCUAGUGCCUGCAGCGGCACACCACACCGGCAGACCCCCCUACCCUGCACAGAAUGAGGUUGUGCAGCAUGACAAC